UUCUCCGAGGCGAUCGAAUUCGAAGCUGCUUCAAGCCUUAGGAAGAAGAAAAAAUCUCUUUUUCGUGCCUAAGAAUCAGAUUGUGAAGGUUUCACACCGAUCGAAGCUUUUUUGCUGAACUUGAGAAGAAUUCGGAUUCGUGUUUGGUUCAUUCAUCGAUCGCAAUCCAUCAUGAGUUUCAUCUUUGGCAAGCGAAAGACUCCUGCAGAACUCCUGCGGGAAAACAAGAGGAUGUUGGAUAAGUCUAUCAGGGAGAUAGAGAGGGAGAGGCAAGGUCUGCAAACACAAGAAAAGAAACUGAUCGCCGAGAUAAAAAAGACUGCCAAGCAGGGCCAGAUGGGAGCUGUUAAGGUGAUGGCAAAGGACCUGAUCCGAACCCGACAUCAGAUUGAAAAGUUUUACAAGCUUAAAUCCCAACUCCAAGGCGUUUCUCUCAGGAUCCAGACAUUGAAAUCGACACAAGCAAUGGGAGAGGCGAUGAAAGGGGUGACGAAAGCGAUGGGACAGAUGAACAGGCAGAUGAACUUGCCGUCACUGCAGAAGAUCAUGCAAGAGUUUGAGAGGCAGAACGAGAAGAUGGAGAUGGUCUCCGAGGUGAUGGGAGACGCCAUCGACGAUGCUUUGGAAGGCGACGAGGAAGAGGAAGAAACGGAAGAACUCGUCAGCCAGGUUCUAGACGAGAUCGGUAUCGACAUCAACCAAGAGCUGGUGAAUGCUCCAUCGGCAGCAGUGGCAGCGCCUGCAGCGAAGAACAAGGUGGCUCAGGCGGAGGCAACGGGAGGAAACGAUGACGGAGGAAUAGACAGCGAUCUUCAGGCGAGGCUAGACAACCUACGUAGAAUGUGAGUCUUUUUUUUUUAAUAACAUCAAAGUUGAUCCCGGAGGGUCAUAUCACAUACUCAACGAUUUCUAACAGUUGAUAUUUGGCAUUGCGAUUAUGUUUUUUAUUUUGUAUAAACUCCGUUUGUAUAUAUAUAUACACAAUUACUUACUCCUAGUACUGUUUAUA
Molecule: messenger RNA, 1009 nt
Organism: Tarenaya hassleriana
Lineage: Eukaryota; Viridiplantae; Streptophyta; Magnoliopsida; Brassicales; Cleomaceae
Product: vacuolar protein sorting-associated protein 2 homolog 1
Exons: 5
Coding region: 172-846 (224 amino acids)
Biological process (GO): protein transport; endosome transport via multivesicular body sorting pathway; late endosome to vacuole transport
Cellular component (GO): multivesicular body; ESCRT III complex
Source: RefSeq, a predicted model, not a curated record